Molecule: messenger RNA, 7054 nt
Organism: Sardina pilchardus (European sardine)
Lineage: Eukaryota; Metazoa; Chordata; Actinopteri; Clupeiformes; Clupeidae
Gene: eif4g1a
Product: eukaryotic translation initiation factor 4 gamma, 1a
Exons: 32
Coding region: 512-5716 (1734 amino acids)
Cellular component (GO): eukaryotic translation initiation factor 4F complex
Molecular function (GO): mRNA binding; translation initiation factor activity; protein binding
Source: RefSeq, a predicted model, not a curated record
GAGAGGAAGGCAUUGCACCAUGGCUCUGUCGAACACCGUGCAGUAACAGGCUAGCGUGGAGAUUUUACCGGCAAUCCGUCACCAUCCGCGCCUUAAACAUGGACCUCCAGUCGAGAGGCAUAUCCUGGAUGCAAAUAAGUUGUCAGUAGUAAUUUGAGAAUACUGUAUUUGUCCAUUUUUUACCGUGACAAUUUUUUUGCCUUUGCACGCUACGAGGGAUUUAAACAUUAAGUGUCAGUGAGCUAGCAGGCUAACAGUCCUUAUCCCUUGAGCACCACUUUCCCUUUGGACCCAAGACGUGCUUUGACACUGCUUCAAAACUAACCGCAAUUCCCAUAAAACUGAAGUCGAACUCCAUAUUUGAUUGUUUAAAUCAAUACGUCUUACUAAUUUCAGGCUGACCUUCGUGGAGAAGAUAAAUACCUGGGCUUCCUUUCGAAGUUCAGUUGAACCCUAACAUUUUCAAGUUUGGCAGGCAGGUUCGAGACCCCCUCAUGCAGAACCACGUGAAAUGAAUAAACCGCCACAGCCUAUAACAGGACCCCCCUCUGUCCCCCACCCUGCCCCUUCCCCUGGACUGACACAGGCUGCCUUUUCCCCUGGCCAGCCCCCAUCUGUUGUCUUUGCUACACCACCUCCACAAAUGAACACUGCACCGCAACCCCGACAGUUUGCUCCCGGGCCAGGGCCACGCGCUUUACACCAACAGCCCUACUACCAGAACCGGGCCAGUCUGCCCAGCAAUGCCCCCCGGGUCCAGCCCAGCAAUACCCCGCGGCCCGUGGCGCCCCCCCACGUGUACCAGGCCAGCUCCCAGGUCAUGAUGAUCCCCCAGCAGCCCCUGCAGUUCCCCAACUCUCAGGGCCCAGCCUACUUCAUCCCCUCUGGACAGUACCGCCCACCGUACAUGCCUCAGGCUCAACAGUACCCAGUGCCCACUGGAACGGCUGGCUUUUACUCUGGGACCAGUCCAGAAUACGGUUCAUACGCUGGAGCCUACUACCCUGCCCAGACGCAGUACCCCUCCCCAGUGCAGGCCGCGCCCAUCAUGAUUAAUCCCACACAGCAGCCACAGGCUCCUCCCCCUCAGCAACCUCCUCCCCCACCACAAGUCGCACCCAAAAGGGAGCGCAUACAGAUCCGGAUACGGGAUCCUAACCAGGGAGGCAAGGAUAUUACAGAGGAGAUAAUGUCUGGAGGAAGGACUACCUCUACUCCUACGCCUCCUCAGUCUGUUGGGCCUGAGGUGCCAGGCUCCGCACAAACCAACGGGGAAAGCCUGCCCGCUGCCGCGCCUGCUGCCACUGGCGCCACAGUCACGAGAGCAGACGAUCGAGUGAAGCCGGCGGCCCCAACCCCUCCUCCCCCUGCCAAAACCCCCGAGCCGGCCGUGACUGUUGCUCCGCCCGCUCCCAAGGUCAAACCUGACACAGAGGUCAAAGCAGCCGACGCAGAGGUCCCCAUCGCGCCCAGCGAGUCAGAGUCGAGUACCCCGCCGCCUCCCGCCCCAGCGUCUCCCUCUCCCCCUCCAGUGGAAGUGCCUGCCCCGACGCCCGCCCCCGAGGUGGCCAAAGCCAGCGUUGUGGAUGGACCGGCGCCUCCAUCUUCGGGAGCAGACUCGGCCCCACAGGACCCUGCCCCACAGGACCCUGCCCCGGCCCCCACUGCCACGGUUGAGACUCCGGCCCCCGCACAGGAGGACAAGCCAGAGCCGACCAAGGAGGUAGAGGAGGAGGAGGAGGAGGAGAAGCAGCAGGAGGAGAAGCAGCAGGAGGAAGAGGUGGCCCCAGUGUCAGCCCCUGAGCCCCCAACCCCGGUCCUAGCCGCUCCCAGCGAGGAACCUGCUCCUGCCCCUGCCCCUGCUCCUGCUCCUACCCCUACCCCUGCCCCUGCCCCUACCCCUGCUCCUACUCCUGUAGUCGCAGCCCCGGCCGCCAACGGCAGCGAGGAGCCUGCCAAGAAACAGGAAGCCCCGGCAGUGCCGGACACGCCUACCUCUGAACCCGACGCAGAGCCUCAGCCCGCUGAGCCGCAGCUGCCCAACGGCUUGCCCCAGGACCCCGAGGAGCCGCCCGCGGCCAAGCCUGCCGUGGUGGAGGCCGCCGUCGAGGCCAAGGCUGUCGCCCAGGAGCAGGAAGUCUCCCCUGCCACAGAUGUCGCUGCCGCCACAGAGGUAGCCACAGAGGUAGCCACAGAGGUAGCCACAGAGGUAGCCCCGGCGGCACCAGAACCUGAGGUGAAGGCAGAGGAAGCCCGCCCAGCCACAACUAGCUGCCCAGUAGAGGAGACCACUACUAUGCAAGCUCCCCUGUCUGUGCCAAAGAAAAAGAAGAAGCUAAAGGAUCUGGACAAAAAAGAUGGUGGAGACAUGCUGGAUGCCUUUAAAGAGCCUGUGGAGGAGCCCGCUCCCGAGCCAGCAGCCCCUCAGCCGGAGCCCGUGGAGGCCCGACCCGCCACUCCUGCCGCCGCUCCCGCUGAGGAGCCCGACCAGACGUGGGAGGAGAAGGAGGACAAGCUGGACACGGAGAACAUCGAGCCCGAUGUCACCAAGGCCGGCGAGCAGAAGUACCAGUACAAAGAAGACCAGUGGAAGCCCAUUAACCCAGAGGAGAAGAAGCGCUACGACCGCGAGUUCCUGCUGGGCUUCCAGUUCAUCAGUGCCAGCAUGAGCAAGCCUGAGGGCCUGCCACACAUCAGCGAUGUGGUGCUGGAGAAGGCCAAUAAGACGCCCCUGCGUCCCAUUGACCCGAGUCGUCUGAUGAACUGCGGUCCAGACUUCACCCCCUCCUUCGCCAACCUUGGCAGACCCUCCGCUAGUGGUCGUGGUCCGCCGCCCGGACCGCGCCGCUCUCAGCAGGGCCAGCGCAAGGAGCCGCGCAAGAUCAUCGCCAGCGUGUCCCUGAACGACGACGUGCAGCUCAACAAAGCCGAGAAGGCCUGGAAGCCCGGCGUCAAGAAGACGGCACGCCGCGGGCCGGCCGCCGCCGAGGAGGAGGAAGCGUCGGACGACCCCGAGGCGGCCAAGACGCAAGAGCUGUUCAAGCGCGUGCGCAGCGUGCUCAACAAGCUGACGCCCCAGAUGUUCCAGCAGCUGAUGAAGCAGGUGACGGAGCUCACCAUCGACACGGAGGAGCGCCUCAAGGGCGUCAUCGACCUCAUCUUCGAGAAAGCCAUCUCCGAGCCCAACUUCAGUGUGGCCUACGCCAACAUGUGUCGCUGCCUUAUGGGGCUUAAAGUCCCCACAUCAGACAAGCCGGGAGUCACUGUGAAUUUCCGCAAGCUGCUGCUCAACCGUUGUCAGAAAGAGUUUGAGAAGGACAAGGAUGACGACGAGAUCUUUGAGCAGAAACAAAAGGAGUUGGAAGCUGCCUCUGAGGGAGAGCGUCAGCGCCUGAACGACGAGUUGGAGGAGGCCAAGGACCAGGCCCGUCGGCGGUCGCUGGGCAACAUCAAGUUCAUCGGCGAGCUCUUCAAGCUGAAGAUGCUGACCGAGCCCAUCAUGCACGACUGCAUCGUCAAGCUGCUCAAGAACCACGACGAGGAGAGCCUGGAGUGCCUGUGCCGCCUGCUCUCCACCAUCGGCAAGGACCUGGACUUCGAGAAGGCCAAGCCCCGAAUGGACCAGUAUUUCAACCAGAUGGAGAAGAUCAUCAAGGAGAGGAAGACCUCAUCCCGAAUUCGCUUCAUGCUCCAGGACGUCUUGGACGUCAGAAGGAACAACUGGGUGCCCAGGAGAGGAGACCAGGGCCCCAAGACCAUCGACCAGAUCCACAAGGAGGCCGAGCUGGAGGAGCACCGUGAGCAGAGCAAAGUGCAACAGCUGCUCAUGAACAAGAAGGACAUCGGAGGCCGGGGUAGCGGAGGUGGCGGUGGCGGCGGCGGAGGAGGAGGAGGAGGAGGAGGCCGCGGCGGACCCCACUCCUCAGGGGGCGGCCGCAACAGCCAGCCCCAGGACGAGGGCUGGAACACCGUGCCCAUCUCCAAGAACCGACCCAUCGACACGAGCCGUCUCAGCAAGAUCACCAAGCCUGGCGCUUUGGACUUCAACAACCAGCUGCUGGCGCCCGGAGGCAAGGGCACCUGGGGCAGCUGGGGCAAGGGCAGCAGCGGUGGCACCGGGGCCGCCAAGCCCAGCGGAGAGCAGGAAUCUGGUCGGCCGGCCACCAGCACAGUCAACCGCUUCUCAGCACUGCAGCAGUCUGGACCACCCUCCUCUGCCUCUCUGGAGGCCGACAGGAGAGUCCCACAGAGAAACAGCUCCAGCAGGGACCGUAGCGAUCGGGACCGCGGCGAGCGUAGCGAGCGGGAUAGGGAACGAUUCGACCGGUUUGACCGCCGGAACGACAGGAGCCAAGAUCGUCAACGGCAGCCCAUCACCAAGCGCAGCUUCAGCCGGGAGAACGAGGAGCGGAGCCGAGGAGGCGACAGCCGCGGUCCCGGUGACGCCGUGCGUCGCGUGGCCAGCAUGACUGACGACCGCGACCGGGGCAGCAGAGACCGAGGCAGCCGCGACAGAGGCAGCAGAGACCGGGGUAGCAGGGAUCGAGGCGGCCACGCCAGGGACCGAAGCAAAGACAGUGUGAAGAGGGAGGCUGCUCCUACUCCCCCUCCCAGCAAACCGGCCUUGAGUGAGGAUGAUGUGGACAAGAAGGCCAAGGCCAUCAUCGAGGAGUACCUACACAUCAACGACACCAAGGAGGCAGUCCAGUGUGUGCAGGAGCUGAACAGCGAGUCGCUGCUCUUCGUGUUUGUGCGGAACGGCGUGGAGUCCACUCUGGAGCGCAGCACCAUCGCUAGGGACAAGUUGGGGCAGCUGUUCCGCCACCUGGUCAGCGCCGGCGCGGUCUCCCCCGACCAAUACUACAAAGGGCUGCAGGAGACUCUGGAGAUGGCUGACGACAUGGCCAUAGACAUUCCCCACAUCUGGCUCUACCUGGCUGAGAUCAUCACCCCUAUGCUGCACGAGGGAGGUAUCCCCAUGGGCCAGCUCUUCAGGGAGGUGGCCAAGCCUUUACUGCCGAUGGGGAAAGCUGCUGACUUCCUGGUCCAGAUCCUCAACUUGCUCUGCAAAGGACUGAGCCAUAAAAAGGCUGGUGCCCUUUGGAAAGAGGCUGGACUGAACUGGAAGGACUUCUUGCCCGAGGAUGAGGACGUAAACAAGUUUGUCACGGAACAGAAGGUGGAGUACACCCUGGGAGAGGAGUCGGAGAAGCCCAGCAAGAAGGAGCUGCCUGGGGAGGAGGUGGGGAAGCAGCUGGACAGACUCCUCAAGGACAAGGCCAACAACCAGAGGAUCCACGACUGGGUGGAGGCCAACUUGGACGAACAGGAGAUCGGCGCCAAUCAGUUUGUGCGUGCGCUGAUGACCUCUGUCUGCCAGGCUGCCAUCAUCUGUGAGAAUCCCUACAAGGUGGAUGUGGAACAGAUUACCCAGAGGGCCAAGAUGCUGCAGAAGUACCUGUCUGAUGAGCAGAAGGAGCUCCAGGCUCUCUACGCCCUCCAGGCCCUCAUGGUGCGCAUGGAACAACCAGCCAACCUGCUGCGCAUGUUUUUCGACACACUGUAUGACGAAGACGUGAUAAAAGAGGAGGCCUUCUACAAGUGGGAGUCCAGCAAGGACCCGGCUGAGAUGCAGGGCAAGGGCGUGGCCCUCAAGUCCGUUACUGCUUUCUUCACCUGGCUGCGGGAGGCGGAGGACGAGUCGGACAACAGCUAGGCCUCGCUGUCGCCCCCCGCUGUUCAGGAGGAGCGGUGCAAGCGAGGCUGCUCGAAAGGGAGAGAGGAGGAUUUUGUCACUAAACGAACACGAUGCUCGUUGAGCUGCCCUUCCCUGUUGUCUAAGGGAUGCCCUUGGACAUGACUACAAACUACAAUCUCUCUUCUCUUCUCUCAUUAUCUCCUGUCUCCUCUUUGUGGCAAAAUGUCCACCAAAUGAAAAUAAAAAAAAAAGUGGGGAAAAAAGAAAAAAAAAUGAUUCUGCAGGAAUGCUUCAACGCGUUACGUCAUCACACCAUCAUUUACAGCAUUUUAAAAAGGAAAAAAAAAUAAGAUUCCUGAAAUGAUACAAACCAACGCUGCUCUUAUGUUAAUAGAAAUAUAAAUGCAACCUAGUAUGUGACACGCGCGUAUAGAUGAAAUGGUGUCAUAUCCUGUGUUUCUUGGGCAUGAGAGGGGUGUCAUGCCGUGAUGUUUUGUGUGACCUCUGACCCAAGUUUAUACUCUUACUUAGGGGGUUGUGCGCGCGCGCAGAGUGAUUGGAGUGCUUUUUUUAAAAGAGAAAAAAAAAAAUGAUGUUGAAGACAAGCGUAGUGUUUGCUGACCUCUCAAAAUGACGAAUGGAUUUUGAGCCAGGUCUGCGAUUCCUUUCCUCACCCCUCUCCCUUUGCUUUGUGUUCACUUCAGUGGGGAUGUGAGGAUGAACCAGGAAGACAUGGGAUGGACUUUGACCUUCUGACCUUAACUACUAGGCAAGGUUGACAUGCUUCCUUUUUAAGCCAUCCCUCUCCACCCACCCCACACCUCUUGCUCUUGCCCCUUGUCCUCCACCCUUUCGUCUGCAUUUUACCUCUUCUGCAUUUAAGAACUGUCUGGGCCUCUGUUAGAAGGCCUGUACCAGAGCAAGCCUGCAGUGUAUUUUUAAGAUGAAAUCAUAAUUAAAACUUGAAAGAAAUCGACUUGAUGAAAUGACACAGUAAUGAUCCUAAAGCCUUUUCUACUCUCUAAGUGGAAACACAUUUCAGGAGCGUUCUGUACAUAUAUAUUAAAGGGUUUUUUUGUUUUGUUUUAUUUUUCAGAAAUUAAAAAAAAUCGGAUGUAUUGCCAUGUAUUUUUUUCCAGCAGAAGUGGCAGUUUCUCUGUAUUUAAGAUUUCUUUUUUCCCCUCCAGCUGGUGAGAGGUGCUUACAAUGAUCCACUGAUUACAGUUUUAUUGAGAAAAAAAAUGUAAAUAUAUUUUGCUUUCUUUAUUAUUUAAGGAAUUAAUGCUUUUUUCGCAUCAGAAACUGGAAAAGCAGGAGAAACGGAACAUUGCAAAUAAAAGACUAUCAAGUUGCUGA